Messenger RNA from Phyllotreta striolata, 1238 nucleotides. The record is from the annotation of a GenBank genome assembly. NCBI's taxonomy places the organism in Eukaryota, Metazoa, Arthropoda, Insecta, Coleoptera, Chrysomelidae.
UGACACUUUUGACAGUAAUGAAUUGAAGAGUUAGGUUAGAUUUAAAAAACAUAAUUUUUGUGCAAUUGUUAAUAUUUCAAUUUAAUUAUGAGGGUUUCUUUUAAUUCAUUAAAGUGUUUAUUCUCUAAAACCCAAACGAUAGUGUUUAAUUGUAGGAAAUUAUCGUCUUCACUUAGCGAACAUGCAGCCAAUUCCACUGAAUUUUUAUCCGAACCUUCGAGUAAUCAAAAAUUGUUGAAAGUAGCUAUAAUAGGCUUGCCGAACGCUGGAAAAAGUACAUUUAUUAACAAGUUAAUGGACAGAAAAGUUUUUGCUACAUCUCAAAGAGUACACACCACCCGAGUGAAAGCUAAGGCUAUAUUUUCGAGUGAAGAUACGCAAAUAAUUUUUGUAGACACUCCUGGAUUGGUUAAUGAAAGAGAGCAAAAAAAAUUCAAAUUAACACCACAAUUUAUAAACGAUGGUAGAGAAGUAGCCAAACACGCAGACAUUAUAGGUGUCAUACACGAUGUUUCUUGUCAUUGGACGAAGGAUAGAUUAGAUAUUAAAAUCGUUAGAAUUUUGGAAAGCAACAAAGAAAAGCCUAGUUUCCUAGUAUUAAAUAAGGUAGACGAUAUAAAAUCCAAACGAAAAUUGUUAGAUAUAACGAGGAACGUAACAGAGAAUUCCCUCGAUGGAAAACCGAUAGAACAUGUUAAACGAAAUUACAAAAAAGAAGACAACGAAUACAAAGGUUGGGCGUAUUUUUCCGACAUAUUUAUGGUUUCAGCUUUAACAGGAGAUGGUAUGGACGACGUUCGAAAUUACCUCGUAUCUAAAGCGAAACCCGGCCAAUGGCUGUUCCCCGAAGCCGUAUGGACCGAUCAAAACACCGAAUCGGUUAUCAUCAACACAGUGAAAGCGGCAUUAUUAAACUUUAUGCCACAAGAAGUUCCCUACAAACUCCAACCCAUCAUCGAGUACUUAAACGUAGAUGAAGGAGGUAAAAUCGUAACUGUGGUGAUAGUCAAAUGCCCUACUCAAAGAAUCUCUAAACUUCUACUCGGCCAUUCGGAGGGGCGAUUAAGGAAUAUAACUGAAUACGUUCAAAGAGAAUUGCAAGAGUGCUUCUACAGUUUCGUUAAGAUUAAAAUUGUACCACAUCCUCUACCAGAUGAGACUAGUCAAUAAAUAGUUUUGUUAGCAAUUAUUGCAAUUAUUUGUAACCUUAAAGUACUUAAUUUAGUAGCUCCAUUGUA